Molecule: messenger RNA, 8658 nt
Organism: Hydatigera taeniaeformis
Lineage: Eukaryota; Metazoa; Platyhelminthes; Cestoda; Cyclophyllidea; Taeniidae
Source: the annotation of a GenBank genome assembly
CCUCCAAUGGUUGGCGAUAGUCGACGACUGGCCUUGCGAAUCCACGUGCCUGAUGCUGAUGUGACAAAAACUCUGGUUUUUGAUGCCCUCAUGACGGUGGGACAGGCCUGUGAUCAGAUUCGUCAUCAAAUUCGUGAAAUUGAUGGACUCGAUAAUCCCAAAGACUACGGUCUGUUUCUUCCUCAUGAGGAUAACAAGAAGGGCCUCUGGUUGGACAAUUCUCGUAGUCUAGAGCACUACAUUCUACGUAAUGGGGACACAAUUGAAUACAAAUACCGAUUUCGAUGGCUGUACAUCCGUACAAUGGAUGGAACGCGUAAAACCCUUCGAGUGGACGAUAGUAAAACUUUGGCCGAAUUAAUGCUUCCUAUUUGCACAAAAAUGGGCAUUUAUAAUUACGAGGAGUAUCUUCUGGUACGCGAUACAGAGGAGGCAGAAAAGGAGCGAGGCGUAACCCUAAAACGUGCUCAUCACCAAAGCGGUGGAUUGGUGGGGACUCUUCGAGACGCCGAUAAGAUGGAGAAACUUCGCAAAGAACUUCACACUGAUGAUGAAGUGAUUUGGCUCAAUCCGGCUCAAAGUUUACGACAACAGGGGAUCGAUGAAAAGGAGAUUUUGCUCCUUCGCCGACGCUACUUCUUCUCGGACAUGAAUGUGGAUGCUAGAGAUCCAGUCCAGUUGAAUCUUCUCUAUGUUCAGCUGAAAGAUGCCAUUUUAAAUGGCACCCAUCCCGUCACCUUGGAGGAGGCGGUCACAUUGGCAGCACUUCAGUGUCAAGUGGAGCUGGGAAAUUACAGUCCGAAUAAAUUUAGACCUGGAUAUUUGGAUCUAAAAGACUAUCUUCCAAAGGAGUUCUUGAAGGUGAAGAAUGUAGAGAAGAAGAUAUUUCAACAGCAUGCCACUCUAAAUGGUCUCUCGGACAUUGAGGCUCGAGUCAAGUACUGUCAUUUUUGUCGAUCUCUCAAGACCUAUGGCAUCACCUUUUUCCUUGUCAAGGAGAAAAUGAAAGGCAAAAAUAGACUGGUUCCUCGCCUCUUAGGCAUUACAAAGGACAGUGUGGUACGAUUGGAUGAACGCACAAAAGAGGUGGUCAAGGUCUGGCCUCUCACCUCCAUCCUUAAAUGGGCUGCUUCGCCUAAUGCAUUUACUAUGGACUUCGGUGAAUAUUCUCCUGAUGAAUACUACACAGCACAGACAGCAGAAGGGGAACAGAUUUCUCAGCUAAUUGCUGGAUACAUUGACAUUAUCUUAAAGAAACAGAAGGCUCGUGACCACCAAGGUCUCCAAGGUGACGAGGAGUCUGCAAUGUACGAAGAGAAUGUUAGAGCAGAACGUGCCAAAUUUGUCCACACCGAGCGUCGAUCAGUGGGACCAGCCGAUCGGAUACGUGAGCACACAAGAGUUGAGGAGAUAAUUGAAAAACAACGCUUCCAACAGCCACAACAGGCAAUACCACCACUUUUGAAUGGAACAGCUCAACAAAUCGUGGUCAAUGAUGAUGACAACAAUAUGGUCGGCUAUAUUGGCACCUCAGAGAGACGAUAUAUCCAAGCUGGAUCAAUUCCAACACUUAGUAGCGAAAUCACACGUGUUAAAGGCGAUGACACUACUGAUGACUUCAUCACUGGUGGUACCCAAUACUAUGUGUGCAAGACAAUGACACCUGCACAACGUGCGUUGCAUGUGACAAUAGAGGAGAACAUUAAUGCACUGGAGGAGGGUAAACAGCGGCUGGAUAUCGGUCCACCGACUGAGAGAGUGCUGGUUAACCUGGGACACGAUGAAGCGUCUCGCCGGUGGUUGGAUGAAUCAAUGGGAGUAACGGAGGUGCGAGUUGCCGACGAGAUGGGAGCAAUGAAUGCAGCGGUUGCGCAGGCUGUGCGUUCCGCCAAUCGUGCUGACUCGAUGGGAGGAGGCGGUGUCCGUUUCGGUGUCGCAGAAGUUACUGAUCCCUCCGAUGACCUUAUGCGUAUGCAGCAGUCCUUCCGAGUGGUUACGGUACACUUUCCAGCUUUUGUGGACAAUGUUAAACGUGUUGCUGUCCUUCGAAGAGAAUCAGGUCUCCUUCGAGCUGAAGAUGAACCCAAUGAACAACUGCGUUAUGAUAUAGCAGACCAAUCAGAAGCGAAUGCACAGAACCUUCUAGGAGCAGCUAGAACUGUUGCGGAUAGCUUCACAGAGCUACUGAAAGCUGCUACACCACUCACCACUCGCCAGACAGACUACGACCUGGAUACUGUGAAUUACGUGACGGAACAAGGUUCACAAGUUGCUGGAUCCUCUCGAAAGGCUAUUUUGGAGGCUGCUAACCGCGUCGGGGAAGCUAGCAACGACUUCCUACGCCACGUCUUGCAGGAUACAGAGGUUAUAGAGGGAGAAAUUAUUCCAGAGGUGGAUGAGCGCGCCUACCAGGUGAGAAGUUGGUCACUAUCGUACCUUAAGGCUGAUCCACUAGCCCUCUAUCAGGAUAAGCUCUUGGAAUUGGCGAAGGAAGUCGCCAAUUCUACAGCUGUUCUCGUAGUUAAGGCCAAGAAUUUGGCCACUCAGACAAACUUGGAUCCGGAUCAUCAACAACUGGUUGUCAUGUCUGCCACCAAUACUGGUCUUUGCACCAGUCAGCUGGUUGCUUGCACUAAGGUGCUUGCACCAACAAUUCAUCAGGCAUCCUGUCAGCAACAACUUUCGGAAUCAGCUUGUGAAGUAGCAACUGCAGUUGAUGAUGUUGUUCGUAUUGCUCGUGGUGCUGGUCAAGCUGUUCAUGACACUAUUGGACUCUCCGAACCCGAAGUCCACGAGAUCAAUUCUGCUGUAAUGGAAGUUGAGGGUGCUGCUACAGAAGUUCGCACUUCCCUAGAUCGUCUCAACGCUCAUCUUAUGCAUGGUUCAAUUAGGCCAUAUCAGGGAGAUACGCUAGACCUCUUCCAGCAGGCCUAUGAUGAGCUUCGUCAGGAGACAGAUGGUGUUCGAUUGGUCGCAGCAGCUAGACGUCUAUCUCAAGUCACUGCACAGAUGAUAUCCGAUUUGAAGGUGCAGGCAGAGAAUGUGGAAGGUGAUCCAGAACGUCAGACCCGUCUCUUCGCUGCUGCUAAACAAUUGGCCGACGCUACCACCGACCUUAUUAAUCAAGCCAAGAAUUGCUCAAGCGAUCCGGACUCCCUUACUCGGCAAGCAGACUUGAAGCAUGCGGCUGACGAUCUUGUUGUUGUGGCCUAUGCGUCAGCAGCUGAACUAUUGCACGCUCGUGUAAUUCGAAGUCUUCAAGCCGCAGCUAGGGCUGUUGUCAGUGCUUCCAACAAUCUUAUUACAACGAGCCAUUACGCUGCUAAUAAAUCACGUGCAAAUAACUACCACAUAUUUACGGAUGAGAAAGCAGUUUCUGAUCUACUGCCUAAAAUGGUGGGGGCUAUUCGUUUCAUUCGUCGCGAUCCAGAGGAUCCUUUGGCUCAAUUGGAGUUAAUUUGCGCUUGUGAACAUGCUAUUCAGCCAUGCGGUCAAUUGGCUCGUUCUUGUCGCUCCAUGGUUCCAACAAUAGGGGACUCAGCCGUUCAAAGUGCUUUGGACAACUCCACCUCCCAAAUGGUGGUUGCUGUUGAAACAUUGAAGGCUUGCCUGGCACGUGCUUCACCAAUUGCUCGACAACUUCAAAUGGACGGUGCGUUGGCGUCACUUUUACGAACAGUUCGUGAGGCUGAGGAAUUGGAAGGCCUUGCUAAAGCCGGCACUCUAACCGCUCUUCCUGAUGACAAGGUGGAAGACCGUUACCGAAUACUGAAGGUUAGCAUUCGUGAUGCUCAGAAUGCAACCAAUGAGGUUACUUCAGCCGUGGAUUCCCUGGAACAAGACUAUGCAACUCCACAGAGUCCAAAUUGUGAUCAAGCUGAGGACUGGUUGGGAUCAUCAUCCAAUCGGCUUGCUGGCGCCAUGUCCGAUCUAUUGCGUUCCACUCGUAUUUGUUUAGUUACCGAGGCUAGACCAGUUGAUAGCGGCGAAGCCUCUGCUGCUCGUUCAGCUGCUCAACUCGCCUAUCAGCUCGUGUGUGAGGCGCGAAAGCUUGAGCCUCUUCAACCGACUGUUUCUAGUCCGGAUCAACAAGCAGAUGUCCUUGAAAGCAACCGAAACGUGGCAGUAAACUGCAAACUCAUUGGUGACAACCUCAAUCGCGCUCUCUUUGAGUGUUUGUUGAAAGCGUUACCUGGUCAAAAGGAGCUGUCAGAGGCAUCAGAUUUGGUGAAUCGACGUAGAAAAGAUCUUGUUCGUUUUGCAGACAAUCCAACUGUGUUUGAAUAUCCGAUUGAGGAGACACGGAUAGAAAGAACACAGUCGGAAUUCACCGGUGCUGCUGUGGAAUUUAAUCAAGCGACUGCAGAUUUGACAAGCUGUUACACUCCGAGCAACUUCCGGCGCUCGUCGGUGCGAUUUGCGGAUGCUUAUGAUACUUUGGUGGAUAAAGGCUUGCAGUUGUCACGUGCUAAGCCGCCAAAGGAUCCUACCGGUCCGCAGUUGAUUAAUGGACUGGUGGAAGUCUCUGAUCGAAGCAGUGAGAUGCUGGAGGACGCAAAACAGGUCUGCAGUCAGCCCGAAGCCGAUUCACUGAGACAAAAACUCCAUCUAGCUGCAAGAUCAGUGACGGAUAGCAUUAGUCACUUGCUGAGUGUUUCCGUGUCGGGGGUGGUUCCGGGCGUAGCUGAUUGCGAUGCGGAACUCAGAAGACUUGAAGCCAUGCGUCCACUUCUUGAGUAUCCUGAUCGACCUAAUAACCAACACACAUAUCAACAAUGUGUUACCUCGUUUGUUCAAUCGCUUGCUCCUCUGUCUGAUGGAAUUCGUGGCACUUUGGAUGGCAUUAGAUCGCAUAACACUGAUGUCUUUACAUCCAACAUCAGAAGUGUGACAGACUGUCUUUGUCAAGUGGUAGGAGAAACCUCACAGGCGGCUUAUUUAAUUGCGGUCGCGCAUCCCACAUCGGAGCCAGGACGAGGUGGUACUGUUGAUAUCGCCCUCUUUGAACGGCUUCAACGGGACAUUCAAACCAUCUGUCGAGCAAUGAAGAGCCCCGAGGUUACUGAACGAGAGGAUCGUGCCCGUACGAGUCAGUUUCACCUUAGCCCCUUCUCUCUUGUCCCUGACCAGGUUGUCAAUCUGGCUAAUGACAUGUCGGCCAAUGUGCGUAGCCUGCGAGACGCCUGUAAUACCCUCGCAGCUCAAAUACCCGAUCUGGAAGCGAAACACAAAUUGCAGAAUCUGGCCGAUGACUCAGUGAAGAGUAUGAGUGUGCUCAUUCAGCGCAGUGCUGAUUGGUCGGAUGAGGGUCGUCGUACGACUGUGAAUAACAUCCAUGCCGUCAAUGGAAAUAUCGAUCGUCUUGUCAGUUUCAUCACCUCACUCAGUGGAUCUGGCGGAGAGCCUGCAAGAAUUAGCAGUGAAGCCCGGAGUGCUCAGCAACCUAUCUGCUCUGCUGGUCAGGCAUGUUUAGAGAGUGGAAAAGGAGUAAUUCUAGCCUCAAAGCACAUGCUGCAGACGGCUGAAACCAAUGUUCAACCAUCAGAUACCGCAUUGAGUGCCUUUACGGCUGCCAGUCGCGAUCUAACUGAUCACACUAAACGUCUUCUUGCCCUCCUGAGUGAACAAGGCCCUGGGCAGGCGGAAUGUCAGCGUGCACUGCUGAACAUUCGUCGACUGCUGCACGAGUUGGAGCGUGACAAGAUGGCCAUGAUGGACGGUGUUUUCACUCCACGACACGACACCAAUGAAGAGGGUUUCUUGAAACAACUCACUGUAAGCGCUCGAGCUGUGCGCGACAUGGCUACGUCAGUAGGGCGCGGCGCCACUUCAGAAGCCGAACGUUUGGGCCAUGCGGUUUGCGAAUUGGAUCUCCUCCUUCCAGGUCUCGUUUCUAGCGCUCUUGGAGCUGCUUCGCGCGCUUCUAACUCCUCAGCUCAAUUGACAUACAUGGAGCACACUCGAACUGUCCUCGAGUCUGUUGAACAACUCGUCUCUGUUGCUAAGCAGGCCGGUGGGAAUCCUCGGUCUGGCCCUAUUCGAGAAGCAGUAGAUGAAAGUGUUAAGGCUCAGAUUGACUCCUGCGAAGAACUUCUUUCUGCCAUUGAAGGCGUUGCAUCUCAGCAGAGCUUCAUAGCAAAGCUUAUGGCUGUGUUGGAGGAAUCACGGGCCCUUGUGGAUAAACCCGGUCGCGCACCUUACGAUGCUCACUUCACCGAUUAUCAAUCUCGUCUCCUUCGGCUGGCUCGUCACAUGGAGCAACAGACUGAAGCGACUGUUAGGGCGGCUCGACGUCCUCAAGAGCCCACCAAUCAAGAAAUGACAGGGUUAGUGCAAAAUUUGGCACAAGAUUAUGCAGAAAUUUGUAUGAUCUCUCGCGACGCUUGUGGAACGCUUCGUGAUCCCCAUGAGGCAGAAAAGCUGCGAUGGGCGGUGAAAAAUCUCGGUCAAACCACACGUGGACUCAUUCUGGCCACUGUCAAUGUGGCCGCGUCAAGACCUGAUACGUCUUUGAGUCGAGGGGGUGUUGGCGCCAAGCCACCUGCUUGUUUGCGCAGUUUGGAUUUCUCUGCAGGUGCUAUGAAUGAUAGGCUCCGAGAACUGAUUGCCCUAUUGGAGGUGCAAGGUCCCGGGACCCAGGCUUGCUUGCAGGGCGCAAGUACAGUGAGCGGAAUAAUUGCGGAUUUGGACACGACCAUUCUCUUUGCCAGCUCUGGAACCCUCCACCCACCCAUCCGUGAUGAUGCUGAUGUUCAUCAGCUGGAGACUCAGCAGAGAUACUCUGCCAUCUCUUCAGGUUACGAUGACUUUGGACAAGAGGCCCAAAGCAACUUUAUCAGCAUUCGUGAGAGCAUUCAUCGUACUGCUGAUGCUUUGGUUCAAGACACCCGAUCUCUCGUAAUGGGCGCUGGUGAGGAUCAAGCUCGAUUGGCUGGCUCGACUCAAAUGGCCGUUCGUAACAUCUCUCAGUUGGCUGAUGUGGUUAAGCAAGGUGCUGCACUUAUUGGCCCUGGUCAAUCCGAUAGCCAGGUCCUCAUUCUUGGAGCUGCCAAAGAUACAGCUGUUGCUCUCCGAAGCACCCUAUUGGCUGCUUCUCAAGUUCAAGGACGACCCAAAACCGAUCCGACAUUUAAGGAGAUGCAGACAUAUGAAAGUAAUGUGGGAUCGGGUGUAGGUUUCCUCCUAAAAUCUGUGGAUUCCAUCGACAUGGAGUCAACACGAGGUACCAAGGCUCUAGCAGCAACUGUUCACUUCUGUCGUCAAUUGGCCAAUCGUAUUCCCUCCUCCAUGCCAACAACAGGACAUACAGUUAGUUUAAACGACUUGGGGAGCGCAACCACUCUACUUUCCACUACGUCCAGCCUCGUCUCACGCUAUCUGGCACCGGAUGAAUUGUCGCGCACUACAGAGGGUCCUCUCCGGAUGACUGUGGACAAGGCAAUGACAGCGGUUUCAACACGGCGACAAGAUGACGCUCUCGUCUCUGCUAACACUGCUAAACAUGCUGUUGUUGACUUGGUCAAUGCUUGCAAGAAUCUCCAACGCCAACCAGAGAUAAAGGAGGAAUUUCGAAAGGGUAGUGCUGACACCGUUAGGAAGGUUGUCUUGGAGACUGCUGAACUUCUGGACGCUGUUAAGUGUGUGGUUGCUGAGGCCAAUUCCAAUGACCUUAACCGGGCAUCGACAUCAGCGGGCAAAAUCACCGCUCUGGCCAAUCAACUUAUGCGGUUUAUUGACAGAAUGCGAGAUAAUCCACGCCUUGUCAUGUACUUCCGCGUUAGCAGUCCCGAAUGGCGAGAUGUGGCAGAGAAGUAUCUGGGUCGUCAUAUUGCGUUCCACCAUCAAUACGAAUCCUGCGAUGAUCGGGAUGGUUCCUACCGCGCUAAAAAUAGUCAAAUCAGUUGCCUGCAAUCUCAACUCGAUUCAACAGGUCGUCUGUUGACUGGAAGUGAGGCUGCGCUGGAGGCCACUAGACGAAUUGAUGCUGCCCUUUGCCUACUGGAAGGCGACCUCUACCAGAGCAUGCAGAAAUCGAACAGUCAGGAUGUUGAACAUCACACUCAACCAAUCCUAAGUAUGGCCCGUGCGGUUGCGCUAACGACACGGGAAUUCGUUCAGACUGUCCAAUUGGCUUUCAGUCCCAAGGUCACUGUUAAUUUGGGUCGUUUGGAUUUAUCAGUUGCAUUAGCAACAGAACAAUUGUGCGAAUUGACACGUCUCUGUUCGGAGACACGAUCCGAGGGGCCCUACACAGCUCCGGUGGAUGAUCCAAUUCGAGUGAUGCCUUCCAGAGAGCGUCUACUGAAUGCUGUUCGUCAGGUGGCCACCGCGAGUGGAGAAUUGCUCUAUGCUGUACAGUCUAACGUUCACAUCACCCCUGCCAACAUGAUUGCUAUCCAGACUGCAGCGAGAUCUGUAAAAGAGCAGACAGACAAAAUGUCCGCGACGGUACGUAACAAAGACCCAAUUUUCAGUCACCUUCCGUCUCAAGGCGGUUUGGAGGCUAGCCUCCUGACUUCGAUUCCGAUCGUCCCACCCCAACAGGAGAAUGCCAACUCGAGUGCUCAAAUCCACGCUGAACAGGUGGUCUUGGAUGAUCUUCAAAAUGAAGUUGACCGGCUCAAUCAAACCCUGAACGAGGAGAGGGGCAUGAGUUGA